AUGUUCAGUGGCUCCUCGAGCCCACCCAAAGAGAAGCCAGAAAUUCCACAAUCCGGUCCUAUUGAUACACCAUCCUUGGCCAUAAACACCGACGACGCCAACGUGUCUCAGAAGAAAUUCUCAAUCUCUCCUCCGGGCGGAUUCUUUACCAGAAAAACAAGUGACGACCAAAGUCCCGGUGGAGACAAGAGGCGCAGAAGUAGCACAGUCACAAAAGCGGCGACCUUCUUCAGCAACGCCAAAAAUUCUCUCAGUGGCAACAGUCCGCGCGAAGCACCGAGUAACAACGGAUUCCAGGGCCCGCAGACUGCGCUGCAGAAGCUCGGAAGAAUGGAUCCAGCAUUGAGUGUUCCACAGGGAUCGUUGAACAAUUCGGCUGGCGAAUCGCUCCCCACUUUGCGCUCAUCGUUCAGAGUUGGUGUCACAGAAGAUCGGAAUCGAAAAUGUCGUCGGACUAUGGAAGAUACACAUGCCUACCUGUACAAUUUCCUGGGGACGCCCUCUCCGUCUGCCGAGGCUCUUGUCAAUGGCAAGGAGUCUUCCGGCUCCGGUGAUGUCUCCCCCACUGCAGAGGUCACCAGUGUUGUCGAAACCGAUAAUGGCUAUUUUGCAAUCUUCGAUGGGCAUGCGGGUACCUUCGCGGCCGAAUGGUGCGGGAAAAAAUUGCAUCUCAUUCUCGAGGAAAUAAUGCGAAGAAACCCCAACGCACCUGUUCCGGAGCUUCUGGAUCAAACGUUCACCAGCGUUGACCAACAGCUGGAAAAGUUACCGUUAAAGAACAGCGGCUGCACUGCCGUGGUUGCUCUUCUAAGAUGGGAAGAUAGAGUUCCCAGCUCACAAUCAGCAACAGGAUCCGCCGCCCUUGCCCCCGCGGCUGCAGCGGCACAAAAGGGUGAUACCGCGUCCGACGCCGGGGAGACCCCAACUCAGACAACUCCGUCUUCUAUUCCAAAGCUACAAGAAAAGGCCGCCCGCCAACGUGUUCUCUAUACGGCCAAUGUCGGCGAUGCCCGCAUUAUAUUAUGUCGCAAUGGCAAAGCGCUGCGCUUAUCUUACGAUCACAAAGGGAGCGAUGAGAAUGAGGGCAAGCGGAUAGCCAACGCUGGAGGAUUGAUCCUCAACAACAGAGUCAACGGUGUCCUUGCCGUAACCAGAGCUCUGGGUGAUGCAUACCUCAAGGACCUCGUCACCGGCCAUCCAUACACCACUGAGACAGUCAUCCAGCCAGACUCUGACGAAUUCAUUAUCUUGGCUUGCGAUGGGCUUUGGGAUGUCUGCAGUGAUCAGGAAGCCGUGGACCUUGUCAGGAACAUUGGAGAUGCCCAAGAGGCCUCGAAGAUUCUCGUGGACCAUGCUCUCGCACGAUUUAGCACAGAUAACCUGUCUUGCAUGGUUAUUCGCUUUGACUCAAAUCGCGUCAAAGAAGUCGUCAAUCGCACUGCUGAGCCGAUCGGUGUGGAUGGUGAUCCUACAAAUGUCGACCAUGGUGUGAGCGAGGCAGACAAGAUUGUCGAAGGAGCUAGGAAGAGCAUGGCUAACGCCGGAAUCACGGAUGACGCCGAAACCGCCGAAAAGGCCCAAGGUGAAAUUCUCGAGAAAAUGUCCAAUGACGGGCCUGGUCCAGAGCUGUCUGUCAACGAACAUAGCGAGGCGCUGCCGCCCACUAAUACCAAUAAUCCCUGA
Molecule: messenger RNA, 1683 nt
Organism: Aspergillus wentii DTO 134E9
Lineage: Eukaryota; Fungi; Ascomycota; Eurotiomycetes; Eurotiales; Aspergillaceae
Gene: ptcG
Product: type 2C protein phosphatase PTC1
Exons: 2
Coding region: 1-1683 (560 amino acids)
Biological process (GO): protein dephosphorylation
Molecular function (GO): cation binding; protein serine/threonine phosphatase activity
Source: RefSeq, a predicted model, not a curated record